Molecule: messenger RNA, 9182 nt
Organism: Synchiropus splendidus (mandarinfish)
Lineage: Eukaryota; Metazoa; Chordata; Actinopteri; Syngnathiformes; Callionymidae
Gene: dscama
Product: Down syndrome cell adhesion molecule a
Exons: 32
Coding region: 831-6980 (2049 amino acids)
Biological process (GO): axon guidance; cell-cell adhesion
Cellular component (GO): plasma membrane; axon
Molecular function (GO): protein binding
Source: RefSeq, a predicted model, not a curated record
AGAGGGAGACAAGCCGAUCGGGAGGAGGCGAGGGUUUAUUCCUCACCAGUGUGGUGCUGUGAGCGCAGGCAGCAGCGGUGUGCGCAGUUUGUGUGUGCGGCUCUGGAGGGAAGAUGCGUGUGCUUGUUGCUCGCCGGACGGAGAGAGGCGGCGAAGAGAGAAUGAGUUUUCAGCACAGCUAACAAUCAUCUCUCACUUCUUUUUCUUAAUUGAAAUAUUUAACUUUUGCGCUUCUUUUCCUCCUGCGCGCACCUGAGCUGACAUGUUUGGCUCUUUAGGCUUCUAGGUUUAUUUGUUAUCGAUUCUUCCUUUUGGUUUUAUUGUGUUUAUUGGACGAAUCGAGGAUUUUUAUUUUUGUUACAUUUUUUCGAAAUUUCAUUUUGGGGACACUUUCUUCCAUGCGACUCCUGCCUCUGACUCAGCACCGCUCACCUGGACCGGAGCGCACCGAGCUCAGCUCCCUCAUGUUCCUCGCACGACAGCGCUCGAACACCGGGGGGCGACUGCACUGAGGCCCCGCUGGUGCGGUGCAGUCGGUCCAGAGGACGGGAGACCAUUCGUGUGGAUCAUAGUCCCCCUUGUACCAGAAGACAAUCGACAGCAGGAAGCGCAAACCUCCCCCUCUUCAUCUUCAUCCCAACGUGAAGGAUUGAGGGAGCGAGAGAGGGAGAGGACCAGCGAGAGAGGGAGAGAGCGAUAUUUGCAUGCUCCCCUUUCUUAAAUUUCUAAUGACUUGUUGAAGAAAUAAAGGUAGAAACUACUGGAAGAAAGAGUGGUGGAGGGGAGACAAGAAGAAAAAGCAUAAGCUUGGAUAUUGAAAGGAGCAGGGCAUGUGGAUAUUGGCUCUUAUCUUUUCCCAGUGCAUCUUGAAUGUUUUCUGUGAAGAUCUACGUUCCAGCUUAUAUUUUGUCAAUGCAUCUGUGCAAGAGGUAGUGUUUGCCAGCACCACAGGGACAUCGGUGCCCUGUCCCGCUGCCGGUGUGCCCCCUGUCUCACUGCGCUGGUACUUGGCCACCGGCGAGGAGAUCUAUGAUGUGCCAGGGAUCCGCCAUGUGCACCCCAAUGGCACCCUUCAGAUCUUCCACAUCCCCCCUUCCAGCUUCAGCAAGCUCAUCCAUGACAACACCUACUAUUGCACAGCUGAGAACCCCUCAGGAAGAAUCAGAAGCCAAGAUGUCCACAUUAAGGCUGUCCUACGAGAACCCUACACUGUCCGAGUGGAGGACCAGAAAGCCAUGAGAGGCAAUGUGGCGGUCUUCAAGUGCAUUAUCCCUGCCUCAGUUGAGGCAUACAUCACUGUUGUGUCCUGGGAGAAAGACACAAUGUCAAUCAACGCUGAAAUGUCACGCUUUCUCAUCACGUCCACGGGCGCCCUGUAUAUUCUGGAUGUGCAAAUGGAAGAUGGGCUGUACAACUACAGGUGUAUGACACGGCACCGCUACACUGGAGAGACCCGACAGAGCAAUAGUGCCCGCCUCAUCGUCUCAGAUCCCACCAACUCGGCGCCUCACAUCCUGGACAGUUUCGAACGUCGCGAGGUGAUGGCGUCCCAUCGAGUCGAGCUGCCCUGCAAAGCCUCUGGUCACCCUGCGCCCAAAUACCGCUGGCUGAAGGACAACAGGCCUCUGGAGCCCAACACGCGCUACAGACAGAGCGUGACCGGUCUCCUUAUAGAACGGACUCAGCCGAGUGACACCGGAACCUAUGUGUGCGAGGUCUGGAACGGGUACGGAAACGCAGAGGUGGUCGGUCGGCUUCAUGUGAAAGAGACCCUGAAGGUGGUGGUGAGUCCUCGCAAGGUGAAAGGAAGUGUUGGCAGCCAGGUGUCACUGUCCUGUGGCGUAACUGGUUCUGAAGAGUAUCAGCUGUCCUGGUACCGCAACGGUGAACUCAUCUACCCCAGUAACAGCGUCCGUAUGACGGGUCAGAACCGGGAGAACCUUGUGAUGGCUGGCAUGGCCAAGAGCGACGGAGGGGCUUACCAGUGCUUUGCUAGACACGGCAAGAUGUCCGCCCAGGACUAUGUUCAAGUCAUACUGGAAGAUGGAACCCCCAAGAUCUUGGCUUCGUUCAGCGAAAAGGUCUACAACAUCAACGAGUUUGUGUCGCUGUCGUGCACGGUGAAAGGAACGCCGGAGCCCCGAGUCACAUGGACGUUGGACGACGAGCCCGUAGUGCGAGACAGUCGCCACCGGAUCUCCUACUACAUCAACGGAGAGGGACACGUGGUCAGCCACCUGAACAUCAGCCAGACCCAGGUCCCAGAUGGAGGGGUGUACCGGUGUAUCUGCAACAACUCGGCCGGGACUGUUUCCUACCAGGCGCGAAUAAACGUAAGAGGGCCUGCCAGCAUCAGACCAAUGAAAAACCUCACUGCCAUCGCUGGGCGGGACAUGUACAUUCACUGCCGCGUCAUCGGUUACCCGUACUACUCAAUCAAGUGGUACAAAGACUCCAAUCUGCUGCCCUACAACCACCGCCAGAGAGCCUUUGAGAACAACGGCACCCUCAAGCUUUUCGACGUGCAGAAGGACGUGGACGAGGGAGAAUACACCUGCAAUGUCCUGGUGCAGCCUCAGCUCUCCACACACCAAAGUGUCUACGUUACUGUGAAAGUUCCUCCAACCAUCCAUCCAUUUGAAUUCCCUCGAUUCUCCAUCGGGCAGCGAGUGUUCAUACCAUGCGUGGUCAUGUCCGGUGACCAGCCGGUCUUCAUCACCUGGCAGAAGGACGGGCGGCCGAUCCCGGACAGUCUUGGCGUCACGAUCGACAACAUCGACUUCACCAGCUCCCUGCGCAUCUCCAACCUCACGCUCAUGCACAAUGGCAACUACACCUGCAUCGCACGGAACCAAGCCGCUGCUGUGGAGCACCAGAGCCAGCUCAUCGUCCGAGUCCCGCCAAAGUUUGUGGUGCAGCCGAAGGAUCAGGAUGGAAUCUAUGGGAAAGCUGUGAUACUAAACUGCUCAGCUGAGGGGUAUCCUGUCCCCACCAUCCAGUGGGAGUACUCAAAAGGUGCUGGUGUCCCUCAGUUCAAACCCAUUGCCCUUAACUCAGGCUUCCGGAUCGAGGUGCUGAUAAAUGGGUCUCUGCUCAUCAAACACGUGCUGGAAGAAGACAGCGGCUUUUACCUGUGUCGAGUGAGCAAUGACGUGGGUGCAGAUGUCAGCAAGUCCAUGUAUCUCAAUGUGAAAAUCCCGGCAAUGAUCACGUCGUACCCCAACACCACGCUGGCCACGCAGGGGGAGGAGAAGAAAAUGAGCUGCACAGCUCAGGGAGAGAAACCUAUCAUGGUUCGCUGGGAGAAGGAGGAGCGAAUCAUCAACCCAGAGACCAGCCGCUAUGUGGUUUCUUUCAAGGAAGUUGGGGACGAAGUCAUCUCCACCCUGCAGAUCAUGCCCACUGUGAGGGAGGACUCAGGCUUCUUCUCCUGCCACGCCAUCAACUCCUUUGGUGAGGACCGAGGAAUCAUCCAGCUGACAGUUCAAGAACCACCUGAUCCUCCUGAGGUGGAGAUCAGGGAGGUGAAGGACAGAACCAUUGCUCUGCGUUGGACCAUGGGGUUUGACGGCAACAGUCCCAUCACUGGGUUCGACAUUGAGAGCAAGAACAAAUCAGCCUCCUGGGACACGGCUCAGAAGACCAAAGACGUCUCCCCUCAGCUCAACCAGGCCACCAUCAUCGACCUGCAUCCCUCCUCCACGUACAACAUCCGAAUGUUUGCCAAGAAUCUGAUCGGAAAGAGCGAGGCCAGCAACGAGCUCACCAUCACCACCGACGAAGCAGCUCCUGAUGGACCCCCACAGGAUGUCCAGUUGGAGGCCCAGUCGUCUCAGAGCAUCAGAGUCAGCUGGAGGGCUCCAAAGAAACACCUCCAGAAUGGAGCCAUCAAGGGUUACCAGGUGGGCUACAGGGAGUACAGCUCAGGCGGAAACUACCAGUUCAGUGUGAUCAGUGUGGAGACGACCGGAGACAACGCCGAGAGUCUUGUGCUGGACAAUCUGAAGAAGUUCACUCAGUACGGAGUGGUGGUGCAAGCCAGUAACAGUGCUGGGACUGGGCCCUCUUCAACUGAGGUGGCUUCUACCACACUGGAGGAUGUGCCCAGCCGUCCUCCUGAGAACGUCCAAGCCACGGCUACGUCUCCAGAGGUCAUCUCCCUGUCAUGGCUGACUCCUCCCAAAGAUGCUCUGAACGGAAACCUGCUCGGAUUUCGGGUGAUCUACUGGGCCAACCUGCCGGACGGAGAGCUGGGGGAGAUCCGGAACGUGACAACCUCGAAGCCCUCGCUGGAGCUGGACGGGCUGGAGAAGUACACCAACUACAGCAUCCAGGUGUUGGCCUUCACCCGUGCCGGCGACGGCGUUCGCAGCGAGCAGAUUUACACCCGCACCAAGGAAGACGUUCCGGGUCCUCCAGCGGGCGUGAAGGCCGCCGCUGCGUCCAACUCUGUGGUGUUCGUGUCGUGGCUUCCUCCUCUCAAAGUCAACGGCAUCAUCAGGAAGUACACUGUUUUCUGCUCCAACCCACACCCCACGGUGAGCAGUGAGUUCGAGGCAGCCCCAGACGUGUUCUUCUACCGCAUACCAAACCUGAGCCGGAACCGGCAGUACAGCAUCUGGGUGGUGGCCGUCACCGCGGCGGGACGAGGAAACGCCAGUGACAUCAUCACUGUGAAGCCCAUGGCGGAGGCUCCUGCUCGGAUCCUGACCUUCAACAGGACAGUGACCACGCCGUGGAUGAGGGACAUCGUGCUGCCGUGCAAAGCCGUGGGAGACCCAUCGCCAAACGUCAAGUGGUUCAAGGAGAUCAAUGCCACCCCAGCGCCUGUGGUGAUUGACAGCAGGCGCAGCGUCCACGGUAACGGCAGCCUGGUGAUCCGCACCAUCAAAGCAGAGGAUUCUGGAAACUACACCUGCAUGGCCAGCAACAGCUUUGGUUCAGACAAGAUCGUGCUCAACUUGCAAGUCCAAGUCCCACCAGACCAGCCUCGCCUCACCGUCACCAAGACCACCACCACGUCCAUCACCCUCUCCUGGAUCCCUGGAGACAACGGUGGCAGCUCCAUCAGAGGCUACAUCCUGCAGUACUCCGAGGACAACAGUGAGCAGUGGGGGAACUUUCCCAUCAGUCCCAGCGAGCGCUCGUAUCGGCUGGAGAACCUCAAGUGUGGAACCUGGUACAAGUUCACUCUCACAGCCCAGAAUGCAGUGGGGCCUGGACGCAUCAGUGAGAUCAUUGAAGCAAAGACUCAUGGGAAAGAACCUCAGUACUCUAAAGAACAGGAGCUCUUCACGAGCAUCAAUGCCACCCGGGUCAAGCUCAACCUCAACGGCUGGAACAACGGCGGCUGUCCCAUCACCUCCUUCACUCUGGAGUAUCGCUCGGUGGAGUCGCAGACGUGGACCACCGCUCAGCGCACGUCGCUCACCAAGAGCUACAUCCUGUACGACCUGCAGGAGGCCACCUGGUACGAGCUGCAGAUGAAGGUCUACAACAGCGCCGGCUACGCUGAGAAGAGGGUCAAGUUCGCCACGCUCAGCUAUGACGGCAGCACCAUCGCUCCACUGGUGAAGGCCCCUAACGUCAGCGAGGUCACUCCUGGUGGCGGCGAGGGUUUGAAGAUGAUGGUGACCAUUUCCUGCGUGCUGGUAGGCAUCGUGGUCAUCUUCAUCGGGCUGCUGGUCCUCAGGAGGAGGCGGCGUGAGCAGAGACUGAAGAGACUCCGAGAUGCCAAGAGCCUGGCUGAGAUGCUGAUGAGUAAAAACACCCGUCCAGCUGAGCCCAUCAAUAAACAGCAGCAGACGCUGAGGAUGCACAUCGAUAUUCCGCGAGCUCAGCUGCUGAUCGAGGAGCGAGACACCAUGGAGACCGUUGGUGAGUGCUCAUGGCCCAACUCAAGUUUGGUCCCGGGGACCUUGCUUGACCUCGGGUGUCUAUCCCCUCCAGACGACAGGAGCACGGUGCUUCUGACCGACAAUGACUUUGGGGAAACCCAGAAACAGAAGUCGUCCACGGUCACCCACACGGUCCACUACCAGUCCCUGUCCCAGGCCACCGGCCCGCUGGUGGACGUGUCUGAUGCCAGACCAGGAACCAACCCGACCGCCCGCCGCACAGCCAAAGCCGGUCCAGCCGCUCGCAACCGUUACGCUAGCCAGUGGACCCUGAACCGUCCGCACCCUCCCGUCUCCUCCCACACCCUCAGCACCGACUGGCGGCUGCCCACGCCCAGAGUGGCCGGCUCGGUGGACAAGGAGAGCGACAGCUACAGCGUCAGUCCGUCUCAGGACACAGACCGCGCGCGGAGCAGCAUGGUGUCAACGGAGAGCGCCUCCUCCACCUACGAGGAGCUGGCCCGCGCCUACGAGCACGCCAAGAUGGAGGAGCAGCUGCGCCACGCCAAGUUCACCAUCACCGAGUGCUUCAUCUCCGACACUUCCUCCGAGCAGAUGACGGCGGGGACCAACGACUACACCGACAGCCUCACCUCCAGCACGCCGUCCGAGUCAGGCAUCUGCCGCUUCACUGCAUCCCCGCCCAAACCUCAGGACGUCAGCCGGGUCAUGACCAUGGCGGUGCCCAAAGCCCACAGACCGGGAGGCGAGCUGGUUCACCUCCCGCCGUACCUGCGCAUGGACUUCCUUCUAAACCGGGGCAUGUCUUGCUCGGGCACGUCCAGAGGAACGGCCAGCAGCGAGCGGGCGGCCAUGGGCCAGGCCUGCCUGGAGCCGCAGAAGAGCCGCUCGCUGAAGCGGCCCUCUCGCAUGGCGCCCCCCACCCCCACAGAGGCCCCUCAGGCCAGCAGGGACCCGGCCGCCCAGUGGCAGCCCGGCUCGGCCGCCACGCUCCCACACAGAGAGGGCUCGGAGCUGGCCCAGGCCGCCAAGCUCAGCACCUCCCAGGAGUCCCUGCUGGACUCGCGAGGACAUCUCAAACAGAGCAGCAACCCCUACGCAAAGUCCUACACGCUGGUAUAACAGCAGGGGGCGCCGGGCGGACUGGAACUCACUAACACUGGACUUAACACUCAAGUGCAGUAAACUGACUCACCACGCAGUUCUGUAUAUACAACCCCCCCUCCCUCCCCCCGAGGGCGGGGCCACUUUUACUAAUCGACUUUUAAUUUAUUUUAGAGGCUUCUUUCAUCUCUUCUUUCUAUUUCUUUUCUUUUUCACUCGAGAAAAUCUUCACGCGACGGAAAGCAACUCCAGAACGGCGCGUUUGCCAAAACCAAUUAACGAGGGAGCGUUAUUUAUUCUCUUCUUUGCGACGAGUCGGUGACUGUCAAUUGUAGGUCAUCAGCCGUCGAGCGGCGUUUUUAAUAGAAACUCUUGGUUUCGGUGUUUCCGGAGCAGAGGGGCGUUUGGAGUUCUUGUUUUUUUUGUUGUUUUUUUUUUCCGAUGGAAUUUCCUCAAACAUGGGACGACAGAAAAUUGACACCGGUCCAAACUUUUCCGCUGCUCUCGAAAAAAAAAAUUGUUACUUUUUUUGAAGAAAAAAAAAAUCUAUUUCCUAUGGAUGCAUGGGGACUGACCAAGACAAUGAGAAUUUAGGACGCUGGCUGGACAUCCCAGUCAACCAUUUUGUCACUAUGAAAUGAUCCAAUGUGAAGAUUUAUUAUUCUUAUUACUAUAAAUAUAUAUAUAAAAAGAGAAAUCACUUUUAUUUGUGGAUAUUACAGGGAAGAUUUGAUUUGGUUAAUAAAGUCCUUAGUCAUGUUUGCACAUAUCUGGUUUGAAUUAGGAAAUGGAGUCUCUGUUGUGUCCCAUUCUCUGAUGGUGCAAUAUGGAAAAAAAAAGUCUAUGAAAAAGUCUAUGAUGAGAACUAUUGCUCUAUUCUGUACUGUAAUGAUGACGUAUGUAGUGAGUCCACUUACAGGGCGGGAGCCGAGCGCUCAGGCGGCCGCAGCUGCUGCGUCCGGCCGCUAAAUGAUGUGAGUCAGAGCCAGAGCGAGUGUUUGUGUCCAGAUAAAUCUCCCUACUCUCAGUGCACUAGGCGGAGUCUUCACGACUCUCUCUCUCUCUCUCCUCAGUAGAUAUAUGUCGCCGCACCACGGCGACGCUCCUCUACAGGGAAAACAAAUAAACGUGAGACAAUCCAGCAGAGCCCCCACCCCCCACCCCGCCCCCCUCCUUCAAACCAAACAUGUCUAUGGGAAAUAUCUGAAAAAAAAAUGUGCUAAGAAGCUGUUUUCUGUUCCUGUCUCGCCACCCCCCCGACCCCCCCACCCGGCCCCACUUCUGUUGUCUCUUUAGUUUCACCCAAAGGGAGAGUUUAAUCCAAAAUGCUGUGAGGUCAUUUUGUCAGUUUCUAUGAUUAGUUCUUUGAUUAACUGUCUUCAUUAUGAUGAUACAUUUUAACUACAAUUUAAAAAAAAAAAAAAAAAGAAAUGUCACUUUUUAUUUUUUAACACGCGUGUUCACCGCGGUGGCACGGGAAUAAAGAGAAACUAACACCAAGUUACAAUUUGAUGAAUAAAAUGGCUGUUCCCCAAAGUGUCCUGCGAGGGUUUGACUGUGCGCCACUUUCCUCCGCCGCUGGAGGGCGCUGCAGCGUUGGAAAGGAGCCUCCUCUACCUGAACCUGAAGGUCAUCCGCCUCACAUCCUCCUGUGCCACGUCGGUUUCCUGGAUCUCUUCCUUCUGCCUUUGCCCAGGUCUGACAGUGCUGUCCAGCAGGAGGCGCUGUUGAAAUGAAUUCACUACUUCGAAAAACCUUGCAUUGUCGUGCGUCAUCGCGAGAUGUAUUUAUAUCUCUAUAUCUCUCUUUUUUUUUUUUUUUUACCAUAAUACGACGAAUAUUGAUUUAGCAUUUUGGAAUAACAUUUAAAAAUUACAUUUUAAAAUAUUUACCGUCAAAUAAAAAGGGGGGAUCCAGCAGUUAUUAUUUUUAUUUUAUUAAUUGGCUGCAAGCGCUGUUACACAUUCUCACCACUGGAGGGAGCUGUGCACCGUAAAGCGGCUGAAAUGGCACAGGAGUCGUCUAUUCAAUCACUUUUAUAUAGAGGUGGGAUUCGAUUAAAAAUUUAUGAAUUAAUCUCAGUUUAAUUGUAUGAUAAUAUAUGCUACAGGAAGCCACAUUUUUGGUAUAUUAGUGUAUCAAAUGAUGGAGCCAUACAUACAUUUAAACAACAAAAUAUUGUUUAUUUUGCAUCAGUUUGACAAUAGCACAAUGCAUCUU